This is a messenger RNA of Colletotrichum acutatum, 2128 nucleotides long. RefSeq lists its product as uncharacterized. The coding region runs from base 144 to 1910 and encodes 588 amino acids. Gene Ontology annotation, biological process: carbohydrate transport; transmembrane transport. Gene Ontology annotation, molecular function: carbohydrate:proton symporter activity. The transcript is spliced from 3 exons. The record is from RefSeq and is a predicted model, not a curated record. Gene Ontology annotation, cellular component: plasma membrane. Lineage: Eukaryota; Fungi; Ascomycota; Sordariomycetes; Glomerellales; Glomerellaceae.
CGACGAAACAAUCAUAUAAUACUGCCCGCCAUGUCCUCCCCAAACACAGCCCUCUCUGUCUCGGACGAACCAUCACUGGUACAGAUCUCCAUCACCUUCACCCAACAUCACUACCAACAACACCACACAAAUCGUCGCCCAACAUGGGGUUCUCGACGAUUGAGUUCGACAAAUACAACCCUGCCUCUGAGAAGGCAAGCGAUGCUCGCCAGGACCUCGCCCACCUCGACUACUCCCCGCUGAAGCGCAUCUCGGGGCGGUCAUGGGCCAUGGGUAUUCUCAUCUCCAUGGGUGGCAUGGUCUUCGGCUAUGACACGGGUCAGAUCUCCGGAUUUCUGGAAAUGCCCGACUUUCUCGACCGAUUCGGCGAGCAUAAGGCCGACGGCUCCAUCAAGUUCAGCAACGUCCGCUCCGGUCUGAUUGUCGGUCUCCUCUCCAUCGGCACCCUCAUCGGUGCCUUGUGCGCCGCCCCCAUCGCCGACAAGUUUGGUCGCCGGUACUCCAUCUCCUUCUGGUGCCUCAUCACCUCCAUCGGUUUCGUCAUCCAGAUUGCCGCCGAGAGAGCAUGGGAACAGAUAAUGGUUGGCCGCUUGGUCGCUGGCUUCGGUGUUGGCGCUCUCAGUCUCAUCGUUCCCAUGUUCCAGGCCGAGACCGCACCGCCAUGGAUUCGUGGUGCCCUCGUUUGCGCCUACCAGCUUUUCAUCACCCUCGGCAUUUUCCUCGCCGCUUGCUUCAACUACGGCACUGUCACGCAUCUCGAACACAGCUCGGGCUCCUGGCGGAUCGUCAUUGGUCUUGGUUGGCUCUGGACUAUCAUCCUCGGCGUUGGCAUCCUUGCGUUCCCCGAAACUCCCCGUUAUGACUACCGCAUGGGCAACAUUGAGCGUGCCAAAAACACCCUUUGCCGAGUCUACGGCGCUCCCGAGAACCACUAUAGCAUCCACAUCCAACUCGAGGAGAUUGAGAGCAAGCUCCGGGCUGAGUCGCAGAUCAAGGGCAAUGCUGUCCAGGAGUUCUCUGGCAUGUUCAAGGCCCCUAAAAUGGCCCAGCGUAUUGCCUUGGGCUGUGGACUGCAAAUGCUCCAGCAGCUCACUGGUGCCAACUACUUCUUUUACUACGGAACCACUAUCUUCUCCUCUGUGAACAUCAACUCCUUCAUUACGCAGAUCAUUUUGAACGCCAUUAACUUUGGAACCACCUUCAUUGGUCUCUACAUUGUUGAACACUAUGGUAGACGCAAGUCGCUUAUGGUUGGCUCUGGCUGGAUGUUUAUCUGCUUCUUGAUCUUUGCAUCCGUUGGUCACUUCAGCCUGGAUCGCGAGAACCCUCAAGCUACUGUCGGCCCCGGCAUCGUGCUCAUCGUUUUCGCCUCUCUCUUCAUUCUGGGCUUCGCCACCACCUGGGGACCUAUGGUAAGUCAUGAAGCGUCCUCCCUUUUAAUAAGUAUUAUCCAACCACAAACUAACCUAUUCAAGAUCUGGACCAUCCAAGCCGAACUCUUCCCGUCGAGAUACCGCGCCAAGGCCAUGUCCCUCUCCACCGCCAGCAACUGGAUCUGGAACUUCUUCAUCGGCUUCUUCUCCCCCUUCAUCACUGGUGCCAUUGACUUCCGAUACGGCUACGUCUUUGCCGGAUGUAACCUGGUUGCUGGCUUCGUUGUCUACUUCUUCGUCAUCGAGGGUCAGGGACGCACUUUGGAGGAAAUUGACACCAUGUACUUGGAGGGUGUCAAGCCGUGGAAGAGCACCCAAUGGGUUCCUCCCUCUGCCGAGGAGAUGCACCGCAUCCGCCAAAAGGCCGGUACAGACCUUGAUGCCAGCGCCAGCGAUGGUGGCGUUCAGAGUGAGAAGGGAGAGGGCCUCCAGCCUAAGAGCGCCCUCAAUGGAACCUCUCACCAGGAGAGAGUCUAAUGCGGGGAGGGUUAUGAUUCCCAACCGACUCAAUCAUGCUACAGCUGCAGCAUGGUUGGGGAAGUGAGGUACUCUCGGGUUUAAUUUUUCAUCUAAUGAAUUUGCGUGGCACGGCGUUGAGGCAUUGGAAGCGGGCAUACCGCACACAUUAUGAAAUUUGAUGCAAUAUACCAAAAUGAAUUCAAUAUACCUAUCAAGAAUACCUAAAUUGCCCGUCU